AUGGAAGUUAUGAAUGUUUUCAAGUCGAAUACAGUUCAACUCAAUGCUUAUGAUGAUCGUUAUCUCUUCUAUGAUCCUGCUGGUGAACGUUAUGGGAAAAAAACUUCCUUAAAAAAUUCAUCGAUUUUACAAACCAUUAAUGAUAAUGAUGAAGAAAAAGGAUUGAACAGUUCAAUCACCACUGGAUCUCCAACAGUAACCAGCAAGAUCAUCGAAGAAAAUCAAUCAAUGCCAGAGAUGAUUCCAGUUAUUCUUGAAACUGAUCGUUCUUAUAUUAGAAACGACGAGAAUAGUAAAGAAGAAGAUGAUGAGAACAAAAACAGUGAACAAGAAGAACUGGUUAAACCAUCCAUAAUUUCCAUUCCAUUGAUUUAUACUAAACAAACAAAUCCCACAACAACAACAACAACAACAACAUCAUUUGAACAAGUUGUUAUUGAUGAACUUCGAUCCAUCAACACAACGUUAAAUUCAAUGAAGAAAAGACUUGAUAAUAUUGAAAAUAAAGCUGAUAUUGUUUAUGAAAUGGCGUCGGAGCGAAGAGUUAUGCAUGCUCUUCAUUCUCUAGGCAUGACCGGUAUUGAAGGAUUAUCUUGUGAAUAUUACCAUUAUCAUGACUAUGACUACCAUUAA
Messenger RNA from Rotaria sordida, 633 nucleotides. Lineage: Eukaryota; Metazoa; Rotifera; Eurotatoria; Philodinida; Philodinidae. The record is from the annotation of a GenBank genome assembly.